Messenger RNA from Aplosporella prunicola CBS 121167, 775 nucleotides. RefSeq lists its product as uncharacterized. The record is from RefSeq and is a predicted model, not a curated record. Lineage: Eukaryota; Fungi; Ascomycota; Dothideomycetes; Botryosphaeriales; Aplosporellaceae. Bases 192 to 593 code for a protein of 133 amino acids. The transcript is spliced from 3 exons.
UCCACAUUCUGAAAGAGCGGAAUGAUUGGGCACGUCCAAAAUCUGGAGCCGGCUACUGUAAUGCACAAAAUCGGUUCGUCCUGAUCCCUGCGCCCAUGAGAUUCAUCAACGAAUAGGCACGUCUGAAAUCGCUCCCGCUGUGGAGGCUGUGGACAAGAGGGAAUGUGCAACGCGUGCAAAGUACACACCGUAUGCUCCAAUGCCGUUGGCACUGCCCUGAUCCUCAAGUUUUAUAUCCGAUGUUCCUUCACUCUCCAUUCCCUCCAUUUCUUGUGCUAAUUCCAAGCUCUUUUGUGAAAAUGUCGCUGUCAAUCGAGUCCAUUGUCGCUGUUGUCGGCCUCUUUAUCGCUAGCCCGCCGGUAGCUCUUUUGCUGUGGAAGUGUCUCAAGAGAAGGCAACGGAACAGAGAACCAGAGUUGCCGAACACAAGUCAGCAUGUAGCAGAACUGGGCCAAAGAUUCUACUAUCGACCUGGAGCCCGUUGCAUGUACGCGAUCCGCACCCAAACGAGCUUCGAGGCUGGGAUAAUCUGGCCCAUUCCCAUUGCUGAUGAGGAGAUGGUUACUUUCCCAGUCGAUCUUCGAGGUUCUUAACGUCUUGCACUGGCACUUCGAAUGCCCUGGAUUAUUGGAUACCUAGCGAAAGGAGACAUCAUCAAUAAGCCGUCAUAGCCGUCGAAGGGCAACCCGGAAAGAGGAGCAACACGGCCAACGGAAGCGGAGGUUGAGAGGGUUUUGCUUUACUUGUAUGAAUGGCGCAAGGAACAGUGUUUGAU